Messenger RNA from Geodia barretti, 1782 nucleotides. The record is from the annotation of a GenBank genome assembly. NCBI's taxonomy places the organism in Eukaryota, Metazoa, Porifera, Demospongiae, Tetractinellida, Geodiidae.
AGUCUUCUCUUGAGCUCAUGGUACAGUGUGGUGGAAGGAAAUCAACUCACCUUUGAGGUCGUAUUUGAGUCUCCACUGACUCUAGCCAGAGACGUGGAGGUGAAUGUCACGCUAAUAGAUGGAACUGCCAUUGCCCCUGAUGACUAUAAUAUGCUGGGACCAAUGGUCCUGACACUGACUGGCAGUGGUGGUACUGCCAUGGUUAAUAUUGUAGAUGAUGCAUUGGCUGAGGUUGACGAAAUGUUUGAAAUGAUGCUGAGUUCAAAUGAUCCCUCCGUGUCAAUUGUCGAGGACACAGCUACUGUCACCAUUAAUGACUCUGUCCUGGUGUUUCAGUUCAACCAGUCUGCCUACACUGUGGAUGAAGGAGACUCAGUACCAGUAAUGGUGACGUGGGUCAAUCCACAGGAGGGAGAGGUGGGAGUGAGAGUUACUGUGACCCCCAGUGGCACCCCCCAGGACUACUCCAUUAGUCCAGAGGGGAACAUUACACUCAGCAAUAGCUCCAACACGGCUGUAGUGGUCAUUACUGCACUGAGCGAUAAGCUGAAGGAAGACCCAGAGGAUUUCAUUCUAUCUCUGGAAUCUUCAUUCAGACUGAGCGUCUCUCAAGCCGCUCUCACUAUCAAUGAUACUACUGUCACUCUGGUGUGGUGGGGGAGAGUGAAGUGACGGAGGGAGAGAACAUAACUCUGAAUAUUACAGCUGUCGGUCCGUUUGUGAGAAUUUCAUGGUGAAUAUACAGGCUGAUCCAGCGAACAAGGUCAUGAUUUGUCCAACGUAUGUCGACUUCACUUGUUCCAUAUCAAGUCAGUGUCACUAUUGGAGGGAUUACUGGAUGGAGAGCCUGAGCUGACUGAGGUGGUCACUAUUAGUUUCACCACCGCGUCUGCUAAUGUUGAAGCUUGGAGUAUACUAUACAGUCAUAGACGCGACUGUAAACCAUACUGAUCGUCCUCAGUCUCAGGGAGUGGAGGUGAAUAAUUCAGUGACGCUAACAUGUUGGUUCAUAGCUGGGAACCCAGUGGAGAUAGUGUGGAUGAAGGAUGGGGUCCACUCAGUGAAGGUGGACCUAAUGUGUAGAUGAGGGGGAGUUUGUCUACAGGAGCACUCUCAGCAUUGACUCUUCAUGUGGAGUUUUCCAACUGCGGCAACUAUACCUGCUCCAUGAGUAAAUGUGUUUACUGACUCUCCCACACGCAUGAUGCUCGAGAGUCUUCCAGCUGGCUCUAGCCACCUUCAGACCAGUAACCCAAUGUCAUACCAUUGGAAGCAGUGGUGUCAAAGCUGCCCUCCAUUAUCAGCUGUGGCCAGAUCAAUACUAUCUUGACAUCGACAAUGACAAUGCCACACGAAUGCUUCUCUUCAAACCACCACUGCUGACUGUGGAUGAGACUCUGGGCACUGUUGAGACUACCAGUGACGGCAACUAUAACGACGCGUGGGUAGGUCCACGAGGAAUGUCACAGUUUGCAACGUGACCUACGGCAGAGUGGUACUCCUCGCGAGGAGAUCUCAACUAACUCUGAGAGUUUUGCCAUCAAUGACGACGUGCGGGCAGAGGAGAGAUCUAACUAUAAACAACAGACACUGGCGGCGAUUCAUUCGUGGUGGGGGAUGACGCUACUGCACGCAGUGCAACCAACCUCACGGUGAGAUCGAGACCCUCACCAUACGAUGGUUCAGACUUGCCGACUUCCACACAGGAGGGGAUUAUAUUAUGCCUACUAAAUCCCCCGCGAACACGAUGGUCGAGACUGGAAGAUGCAAGUGGCACUCAUA